UCUCUCUCUCUCUCUCUCUCUCUCUCUCUCUCCCUCUCUCUCUCUCUCUAAUCUGUUUUGGUUGACGAAUUUUCGUUUUGGUUUGGAAUUUUGUUCUCACCUUCGGUAAUCCAAUACCAGAAGUUUCUGUAGCUUGCAUAUUCUUCUCUCAUGGAGGAUCGCAAGGAGAAGAACGCUCCCUGGCUAUCAGUGCCUCAGUUUGGGGACUGGGACCAGAAAGGUCAAGUGCCAGACUACUCUGUGGAUUUCUCGAAAAUCAGGGAAAUGAGGAAGCAAAACAAGAGGGACGUCUCCAGAGCGAGUCUUGGAAAUGAGGAAGAGCUCAUUGCCCCAACAACCACCAGUACAAACACCGCCCACAGUGAUGACCACCAACCCCAUUACCAUGAGAACCACCACUCUCCAUCUACGAGACGGAGCUUUUUCAGCUACUUCAACUGUUGUGUGAAAGCAUGAAUACAAGCAAACGCGCAGCAACGGAAGAUUUCUUUCCCGUUGUAUGUUAUUGGUUUUUUUUUUUUUUUCUUUUCAAAUUUUAAACUUUUUUAACUAUUAUCUGUAAUUUUACCUCCUCAAUUUCCAACGUCUUUUAUGAGCUAGGGAUAGAUUUGGAAAUGUUCUAAUGGAUUCUCUGAGUAGUGAUUUUUCUUUGCUCAGUUUCUUGGACUCUCGGUGUGUACUUGCUGACGUUAUUAUGAUUCAUUCUAAGCAUGAUAUUCUGGUAUAACCUGUAAAUUGCUUUCAACUCUGAACAGAAACAAGUGAAUAUGAGAUGUUGCUAUUAUUCGA
Molecule: messenger RNA, 789 nt
Organism: Morus notabilis
Lineage: Eukaryota; Viridiplantae; Streptophyta; Magnoliopsida; Rosales; Moraceae
Exons: 3
Coding region: 151-456 (101 amino acids)
Source: RefSeq, a predicted model, not a curated record